AUAUUUUGCUUCUUCCGAGUUCUGAAGUUUAUAUUUAUUUAUGGUAUGGAGUCCGAUGGCCGAAUCGCCUCUAUUUUCUAUUAAGGAGGCAAAAAACACUAUUUAUAUUUUUCGUAAAUUCUGGAUUUACCUGUGGAUUUUCUGGAUUGUGCUUGUUGUGUUUCUUUUGUAUUACCUGAGUGGUCCACUCAAAAUCUCAGAUACACUUGCAAUGGCAACAAUGUUCCUGAGCACUUUGACUCCCAAGUUCUAUGUUGCACUUACUGGAACAUCUUCACUUAUUUCUGGACUGAUAUUGAUAUUUGAAUGGUGGUAUUUCCGAAAAUAUGGAACUUCUUUUAUUGAACAAGUAUCCCUUAAUCAUCUAAGUCCAUGGCUAGGGGGUGGUGAAUCUAAUAGCAGUGAGCCAUCUACUCCAAGCACCAACAACAAUACUCCUCAAGCUACUGUACCAGAAUGCAAGGUAUGGAGGAAUCCAUUGAAUCUCUUACGUGGAGGGGAAUAUCAGAGAUUUACUUCCAGUACUGGAAAGGAUCCCUUGACAUACUAUGAUAUGAACCUCUCUGCACAAGAUCAUCAGACGUACUUUACGUGUGAAGCUGAUGCCGGCAAGCAAGAUUAUGAGAUUAUGGCCACUGCCUGGAGGGAACGAAAUCCUGCUGCUAGAGUGAGUGCGGCCAAAGAGGCAUUAGUUCUUAAUCCAGAAUGCGCUCCAGCCCUUCUUUUGUUGGCAGAGGAAGAUGCUUCCUCUGUUUUUGAAGCAGAACAACUAUUAAAACAGGCUUUGAAAGCUGCCGAAGCAUCGUACCGUAAAUCUCAACAGAACCAACACCAAGGAUCCUUAGCAGAAGGAUUACACCGACGAGAUACUAAUGUAUUGAUAUGUGUAAAACGGCGCCUGGCCAUGUGUGCAAGGAAAUUAGGUAAAUUGAAGGAGGCUGUGAAAAUGUUUCGCGAUUUAACGAAGGAAGUUACACCUAUUCUCUCUAUGCUUAACAUUCAUGAGAAUCUUUUAGAGGCUCUCCUAGAAAUGCAAGCCUACGCUGACGUCCAGGCCGUCUUAGCGCGCUAUGAUGACAUUACACUACCGAAAAGUGCCACGAUAUGUUACACAGCAGCUUUGCUUAAAGCCAGAGCUGUGGCUGACAAGUUUUCUCCUGAUUUGGCUAGUAAACGAGGAUUAACCCCAUCGGAAAUGUCAGCUGUCGAAGCCAUACAUCGAGCUGUUGAGUUCAAUCCUCACGUACCAAAGUAUUUGUUAGAAACAAAGCCAUUGUGUUUGCCGCCCGAACACAUCCUUAAACGGGGGGACUCGGAAGCUGUGGCGUAUGCAUUUUUCCAUCUAUCCCAUUGGAAAAGAGUAGAAGGCGCACUGCAUUUGCUACACUGCACAUGGGAAGGAACUUUUCGCAUGAUCCCGUACCCAUUGGAGAAGGGUCAUCUGUUCUAUCCCUAUCCUAGCUGUACUGAAUGUGCCGAUAGGGAACUUCUUCCAGCUUUUCACGAAGUUAGUGUUUAUCCGAAAAAAGAGCUACCGUUCUUCAUACUUUUUACUGCCGGGCUGUGCUCUUUUACUGCUCUCUUAGCCCUUCUCACCCAUCAUUAUCCAGAACCGAUGGGAUACAUCGCUCGCACUGUCAUCAACGGGGUUUCGCUGCCAUUGCUCUAUGUUCUGGGAAAAUUGGAAGCUUUCUGUCCGUCGAGUCUCCUGCAGCAUUUGUCGCGUGUCUAAAUAUUGCAGAGAUCUCAACCGUUUGGCGACUGUUCGAAAAUCUUCUUGUUUCAAACCUCUUUUCUGUUUCACGGAGUACUUACAUUUUUCGCCCAACGCUACUAUCUACUUUUUUGUUGUUGUUUAUGUUCAUACGAGAGGGUACUCAACCCUCAUUAGCUUGGAAGCAAGAGAAUUAUUUUUCAUAUAUGUCCACGGGAAACAGUUGUAAUCUUCCUGUAAUGUUUUCAACCUGCUUUAUCGAGACACGUCAACUAACUUCUGUUUCUUUUGACCUUCAUACUUGACCUUUACUGCUCGUCCCUUUCUUUCAUCCGUUCAAAUCACGUAAAAUCAGUCAAACGAAAUUUUUGUUUUGAUUUCCUUGCACUUUUAGUACAUCACGUCUAUAUUCUUCCUUUGAUGCUUAUCUGGGUUUUCUGUUAGAUGUGAUGGGGUUUUUGGCAUUGCCAUCCGGUAUGAUGUCGAUUAGUAUAGUGCUUGCUAAACUGUGAACACUUCGAACUUUAAGGGCUCCUUGCAUCCGUGUUCUUUAUGGCGUACCGUUCUGUACAUUUGUGUUCAUGUAAAUGUGUCUCCUCGGUGUCAUUUUAAGGAUCAGUCGUUUCUGACUGCUGGUUCGGAAUAUAUCAAUUAACGCUA
Messenger RNA from Daphnia pulex (common water flea), 2374 nucleotides. RefSeq names its product protein ST7 homolog. The coding region runs from base 41 to 1732 and encodes 563 amino acids. The transcript is spliced from 13 exons. Gene Ontology annotation, molecular function: protein binding. The record is from RefSeq and is a predicted model, not a curated record. Lineage: Eukaryota; Metazoa; Arthropoda; Branchiopoda; Diplostraca; Daphniidae.